Molecule: messenger RNA, 3039 nt
Organism: Didymella exigua CBS 183.55
Lineage: Eukaryota; Fungi; Ascomycota; Dothideomycetes; Pleosporales; Didymellaceae
Product: RNB-domain-containing protein
Exons: 2
Coding region: 1-3039 (1012 amino acids)
Biological process (GO): mRNA catabolic process
Cellular component (GO): exosome (RNase complex); P-body
Molecular function (GO): 3'-5'-RNA exonuclease activity; RNA binding
Source: RefSeq, a predicted model, not a curated record
AUGUUCUCACCACAACGUCCAUCUCCCAGUGCUUACAUUCUACAGCGCACACAGUCUCUCGUCACUCCAACACUCAUCGACCUUGCCGUUGACCCCGUCUUCAUCGCUCGACCACCACAGCUACCAGUUCGCAAUCAUCUUGAGAGGUGGCAAGGCCAAUAUGGAGGACCUAGUGAGGAGACACUUUCUGCGUUCGAGAAACAUCCAUUGGCUGGGGAGAUAGUCAACAAUGUGUCAAAAGUCUCGAAUGCGUCGGCAGCAGACGUAGAGACGGAGGGCGACCGAUGGUUUGCCGGCGAAGAUGAUGAUGGAGAGGACCUCGUUACAAUCGGUCUUUUCCUGAAGCCUGGCGAUGUAGUCGAACUCUCGCAAUCUGGGCGCGAACCCAUUCUGGCAGUUUUUGUACAGCAGCUCGACAAUGACAGCCAGUUCUACACCAUCAACGGCAAGUGGGCGCACUCCAACCUCGGCCAGAUAUCGUUCGCUAUUCCAGGCUGCGUCGACCCCAUGCUCCUUCAGCCUAUCAUCCCAUUCCUACCGACGGACCCCGAUAAAGCCAACCCUAAAGGUGAGGUUCACGUACCACCUGAGAUUGCUGCUCCAGUUCAGGGGCUUCUUGACGACCUGGCAGCGCACUCUGAAGCAGUCUAUCGCCAAAAUGCACCGGUGCUGGACACCGCUUACGCUGUGCUUGCGGACAACAGUCGGACUCGCAUGAUGACACUCGCGCAGAUUGCGAAAGCUUUGCUUGGUCGAGGAGACACCGCGUGGCAACCUUCCUCAUCGGAUCUCCUGGCGGUGCGAAAAGCCCUGAACCAUAACGCUUUUCGUUUUCGGUCUGAUCAACGCAGUCACAGACUGACCAACGUGUUUGCCAUUCGUCCCAAGAAGGAUGUUGAGAUCGUUGAAACGGUCCACGAGUGGAUCCGAGAGUACUUUGAGUAUCGAGCAAAGACUGCGAACGACUCGCAAAAGGACGUUCUGCGCCAAAAGGGCGCAGAGAACAUCUUUCGAUUUCUCCAGAAGGCUCGCAGACUCAUUGCGAAGAGCAGAAAGUAUCGCGAUCCUGCCUCGGGCGGAGUGGGACCAAACAAGAAUCGAGAUGCAGAUGCUUUGACACCCACGCCUCGCAUCGUGACCGAUGAAGCAUUUACAAAGACCGACAACGAGAUCAUCACGUUUUUGCAAGCCUGGGUUCUUAACAAUCAAUUCCAGAAUAUGAGUGGUCUGCACUCUGCCUGCACUGAUCUUGUCGCGGCCACUGGCCUCUAUCAACCUGGCGUCAUUCAGCACUCCGCUGAAAACGAAUCGCAAGCCGAUCUAGUGCGUCGCGCGACGGGCCUUGUCUUCCUUCAAGAGAUUGGGGUCGUCACACCCUACGAGAAUCGCUCAAUCUACGAUGAGCAGCUAAUGCUUCCGACUGUCAGACUGUCACGCAACUUGGAGGUAUUGAACGAGAAGGCGAAGUUGCUUCAAAUCACCCCUGACUUUCGUGAUUCCAUGGCUCGCACGCGUCGGGAUUGGGGUGACACGAGCAUCUAUUGCAUAGACGACCUUGGGGCCCAAGAGAUUGAUGACGGCAUUUCGAUCGAGAACGUCGACGGCGCUGGUUCGGAGUUCUGGGUCCACGUGCAUGUCGCUAACCCAACCGCGUUCUUUGAUAAAACACACACACUUUCUAGUCUAGCGGCACACAUGACCCAGACCGUCUACACACCGGAACAAACUUUUCCUAUGCUGCCAAAAUGGGCUACAGAAGAUCACUUCAGUCUGCAGCGCGACCGGCCAGUCAUCACAUUCAGUUCCAGGGUCGACCGUCAAGGUGACGUGCUUGAGACCAAGAUUUCGCACGGUAUUAUCCGUAAUCCAGUCUCGAUAACACCUUCAGAGCUGGCUUUGAGCUUGGGGGAGAAGGCUGAAGGCGAGAGACGGAGACUCAUUGUUGGUGGCAACGCUACAACCGGUGGUGAGACUCGACUUCCUCCGAGCAUCAAGUCCACUCAAGUCGAGGAAUUGAGAAACCUUUACUUGGUGGCCAGGAGGCUUUCAAAGAAGCGUCAAGAACGUGGCGGUAUCUCCAUGUUUAACAGCUCACCGAGCGUGCGUGUCUUUGAGAGCGACAACAAGCCAGGGUUGACAUGGAACCCCCCUUCUACCGAAAAGUCGCGUUUUAUCAAAGGAGAUCCCAUCAUUAAGAUCUCCAAAGCUGCGCCAAAGGGAUUUUUACGCUUUGACAUGGAUGCUACCAAUAUUGUUGAGGAGAUCAUGAUGUUGGGUUGCACUGCGGCUGCCACCUGGUGUGGUGAACGAGGCAUACCGGUCAUGUUCAGAGGCUCAAUUGCCCCACCAAAUGUCAAUCGAGCACCGUCAGAGGAACUGAAGCAUGACAUCAUGACAAACUACUUGGCGAAGCACCGGAACCCGCCACUUCGACUUACCAUGCAGUAUAUGGAGUCGUUAGGUCGGGCUAUCGCCCACACAUCUCCAUUGCCACAUCGGGUCAUUGGAGUCUCAGGCUAUGUUCGAGUGACAAGUCCGCUCCGGCGUUUCAGCGACAUGGUAGCCCAUUGGCAAAUCGAAGCUGCCAUGCGAUAUGAACAGAAAACAGGGAAGAUGUUCAACGCUGCCCAAGUUGGCGUUCAGAAGGGUGCACUACCUUUCUCACAACGCCAGAUUCAGGAGUCUAUCAUAACUCUCUCGCCUCGCGAAAAGCUUAUCGCUACCACGCAGCGAAACGCUGUCAAUCACUGGGUGUCCCAGGCAUUCCUUCGGGCUCUACAUUACGGUGAAGCCGAGUUGCCGUCUACUUUCAAAUGCUGGAUCAGAUACAUCGACUUGGGAGGAAAUCGACCUGGUUCCAAGCCUAUGGCGGCCGGCCUCAUGCCAGAGUUUGGUCUGAGAGUCGCGAUCCGGGACAUGGAAGAUGCUCAAUUGGGUGACGAGUGGGAAGUUGCUCUAGACAGCGUGGACCUGUUCAACGCACGAAUUUACGUCAAGCCUGUUCGACUUUUGAAACGAGAAAUGACCGACACCGAAUAA